Molecule: messenger RNA, 1320 nt
Organism: Bipolaris sorokiniana ND90Pr
Lineage: Eukaryota; Fungi; Ascomycota; Dothideomycetes; Pleosporales; Pleosporaceae
Exons: 2
Coding region: 1-1320 (439 amino acids)
Molecular function (GO): zinc ion binding; oxidoreductase activity
Source: RefSeq, a predicted model, not a curated record
AUGCAGGCGGAGAAGGCCGUAGGCCACGGAGACAACGCCACCACCACGCAGGAUGUCACCAACCCUGGAAACAAUGAGGCCUGGUCAGACAACUCGGAAAAAAUGAAGGCCUUGGCAUGGUUCGGCAAGAACGAUGUCCGCAUGAUUGAAACUCCAAAGCCAAAGGUCAUUGAGCCUCGCGAUGUUAUUGUCAAGGUGACCGGAUCCACUGUUUGCGGCUCAGAUCUUCACUUGCUUCACGGCUCUGUCGUAGAGAUGCAGAAGGGCGAUAUUCUCGGCCAUGAAUUCUGUGGUGUUGUCGAUGAGUGCGGUUCCGAAGUCACCAAGUUCAAGAAGGGCCAACGCGUUGUUGCGUCCUUCCAGAUCGCCUGCGGUGAUUGCUACUACUGCAAACAGAAGCUAUCUUCCCAAUGCGAGAAGACAAACUCCAACACCAUCGAGAACACCAUGUAUGGCGGCCGGACCGCGGGCAUGUUUGGAUACUCUCACUUCACUGGUGGCUUUGCUGGUGGCCAGGCAGAGUACACUCGCGUUCCCUACGGUGAUGUUAACCUGCUGCCACUUCCCGACGACGUCCCUGAUGAGCAGGGUCUCUUCCUCUCCGACGUCCUGUGCACUUCAUGGCACGCCGUUGUUGACACUGGUGUUAAGAAGGGAGAUGUUGUAGCCAUCUGGGGAGCUGGCCCAAUCGGACAGAUGGCUGCAGAUUUCUCUUUGCUGAACGGCGCAUCCAGAGUCAUCAUGAUUGACUCCAACUGGCGUCUCGACUUCAUCAAGAACAAAUACCCCCACAUUGAUACCCUCGACUUCUCUACUCUGCCCAAGGGAGAGUCGGUAACAAGCAAGCUCAAGGAAAUGUGCAACAACCGCGGCCCUGAUGUCAGCAUCGAGUGCGCCGCCGGAGAGUACGCAAAGGGCUGGGCACACUACUUUGAGAUGAUGCUCGGCCUCGAGACCGACACCAGCGAAAUUGUCAACGAGAUGAUCUCCAGCACACGCAACAUGGGUCGUUGCGGUAUCACCGGUGUAUACGUCGGCUACACCAACCAUUUCAACAUCGGUUCGCUCAUGGAACGCGGCAUCCGCCUGAUUGGCAACGGCCAAGCCCCCGUCCACAUGUACUGGGAGUCCCUGCUCCAGAUGAUCCAGGAAAAGCGCAUCGACCCGUCCAAGAUGGUUACCCACCGUGUGCGUCUCGAGGAUCUCGACAAGGUCUACUACAAGUUUGAGAAGAAGGAGGAUGGCAUGCAAAAGGUCUUUGUCGAGACAAAGUGGAGUUUCCCGGCUGCCAAGUGUAGCCCUGAGCUGACUAAAUACUAA